AUGACUUUUUUUUAUGUAAGAAUAUUAAAUGUUGCAAUAGAUAAUGCUACUCAAUGGAAGAAAGAAAAAAAAUGUUGUAAAAAUAAUUUAAACUUUUUAUCAUUUAAGAGAUGCUUAUUACAACAUGUAGUUGAAGAGAAUAUUGAAAGGAAAGGCACAUCUCGUGUUUUAUUAAAAGAGAAAAAAAAUGAACAGGGAAAAAGAAAAAAAAUAAAAAAGACCAAGAGUAUUAAACCAAAAAAUGAAAAAAAAAAUAAUAAAAAUAAUAUUGUGUUAAAAAAUUUAAGUGAUAAAAAAGAUGACAAUAUUUCAAAUAAUAAACAGAUGGAAGAAAAUAAUAUAAUAUGUAAAGAUAUAAAUUCAAACGAAAUAAAUGACAAUCAAAAGGUUCAAGAAAUAAAAGAAAAAUUAGUAAAGGGUUUAUUGGAAAAUAAAAACAAAGAAAUAAUUAAACAAAUAGAAAUAAUUAAUUCAGAUGGUACUAUGACAAAAAUUAAAAAUUCACUAUAUAGUUUAAUAUUUAAAGGGGCUAAUUUUUGGAAGGGUCUAUCAAUAUAUUUAGGUACAUUAUCAGGUGCUGCAAUAGGUCAAAUGAUUUUAAUAUUAAUUUUUAAACUUUCUACAAUUCCUGUAUGGAGUGCUUUGAUACCAUAUUCUUUUGUUCCUUCCUUGAUUGCAUUUAGUAGUUUUAUAGGUUUAAUAAUAUUAACCAUUAUAGGUGUUCUUUUUCUUCUCAUGUGGUUGUGGCCAUCAAGAGGGAAAUUAAUGGGUCAUAAUAAUAGAGAAAAUAAAAGUGAUACAUAA
Plasmodium adleri (nom. inval.) is the source of this 804-nucleotide messenger RNA. RefSeq names its product exported protein family 4 Plasmodium exported, putative. The transcript is spliced from 2 exons. Bases 1 to 804 code for a protein of 267 amino acids. The record is from RefSeq and is a predicted model, not a curated record. NCBI's taxonomy places the organism in Eukaryota, Apicomplexa, Aconoidasida, Haemosporida, Plasmodiidae.